GGCGGCGGAUUCGAACGGGGUGCCAGCGGAGGGUAGAGGGACCAUGAUGAGCAAUUGAUCAGUUGAUUUUGCGAUGUACGGCUUCUCGAGGAGCGGGUUCUCGCGGAGCGUCGCGGCUGCAGGGGGGAGACUCACUUGCCUGGCCCGCGGCACCCAACCUCCAAGACGUCCCUUGAAGCGUGCGACUGAGUCGAGUGGGAUGUAUGCGCAUUGAAACGGGGUGUCAAGGCAAUCAAAACAUCCGUAAAUCUGAAAGUCUGCUUUUCGAGUCUUGACAUCAUCGACUUCCCACGUGGUGCGUAUCAUCCAGUAGCGACUUGGGAGGUCCACCCUCACACCCAAACACCUCCAGUUCUUGUCAUCUCGCCAUGUCAGCAACAUCCCAAGCUUCGGCAGCAGUAACCCACGCAGACAUCCUCACCCUCUUCCACCGCCUUCUCCCCCACGAACAAGACCUAAUCUUCCACACACCUUUCUUCUCCCGUCUCCCCCAACAACGCCCAUACGACCCCACCCGCCUCCGCGUGUCCCGCAUCAUCAUCUCACUCACACCAACACCAGGCGUCUACACCGCCCUAACCGAAGACCCACGACAAUCAAGCGUCCUUUUCCUCCACAGACCAUGGCAGCUUCAUAGGCGACGUGUUCCGCGGGGUACGUUAGUGCUGCAGAGUCAUACCGUGUUUGAUGCGUUGUAUACGACGGGGUGGAACAAUGCUUUUGCGGAUGCACAUGGGGUAUGGGAUGAGGGGCGGGUAUGUCUUACGGGACAUAAAGGGGAUCCGGAGCGGGCGAUUGGGCUAGUGGGGCGAUUGGAGCGGCCGAGGAAGAUGAGCGAAUACGCGAUGGAGCUCGCUGAAGCAUUCGGUGGAUACGAGACUGUAUGGAUGGGGGAGGACGUUGAACGACACGUGCAUACACUCGUCAGUCUGAACGCAUUCACGCCAGAGAUACUGGAUCGGGUCGCAGCGUUGAUUCCGGAGUCACUGCCGUUGAGCGGUGUGAUAUGUCUUACGGGAGCAACACGAGCGGCUGGGUUAGAGGACGCACAGAAAAGGGGUAUGGGUGUCGUGGCUGUGGGACACCAACGGUGCGAGUUUUGGGGGAUCAGGUAUUUUGCGAGGGAGGUGGAGAAAGCGUUUGCGCAGCGCUUGCACGUCGUAGUGGUCGACGAGCCUGAACCGCCACGGCCGCCAAAGACACCCAAAGGAACCGGUACCACUGCACCAACAGUUGAUUCACUAGGAGGGGAAGCAAUCACGUUGUAGAGUAGAGACCACAGUUGUAUUCCUAGGUAAUCCUAAAACAGUAUCAUUAUAUCGGGAAUAGAAUUCCCAAGGCAA
Messenger RNA from Saitoella complicata NRRL Y-17804, 1343 nucleotides. RefSeq lists its product as uncharacterized. Bases 369 to 1268 code for a protein of 299 amino acids. The record is from RefSeq and is a predicted model, not a curated record. The transcript has a single exon. Lineage: Eukaryota; Fungi; Ascomycota; Saitoellomycetes; Saitoellales; Saitoellaceae.